This is a messenger RNA of Phyllotreta striolata, 260 nucleotides long. The record is from the annotation of a GenBank genome assembly. NCBI's taxonomy places the organism in Eukaryota, Metazoa, Arthropoda, Insecta, Coleoptera, Chrysomelidae.
AUGAAGGGCUACUUCAUAUUCUUCGUUCUUCUUCUCUUGACCAUCACGACCGAGCUGGCCUUCGGCGAUUGCUUGUCAGGGAAAUACGGGGGUCCUUGCGCUGUGUGGGACAAUGAAACCUGCCGUAGAAUUUGCAAGGAAGAAGGAAGAGUCAGCGGGCAUUGCAGUCCCAGUUUGAAGUGCUGGUGCGAAGGUUGCUAAAAGUGAUCUUCUUCACGCCGGAUUAUAAUUAGUUUAUUUUAAGAAAUGGGUUCCCAUUA